UACCUCCCCUGGUGUACGUGUACAAAGUGGGUUGUGUGUACCUCCAUCUGACACCCAUGGACUGGACCCAGGCUAGGUCCUAUUGCUUCACGAUGGCAGCUGAUCUUGCAGCUCCCAUUACCUUCCAGGCAAUGCAGAAGUACCUCAGUCUACACAACAAUACCAAUAUAUGGGUCGGCGUGAGAUAUCGUAUGUGGGUGCAUGGAAAUCAAGGUAUUUACGAUGGCUGGGUUAACAACACCGCCCCCACUAGCUCCGAGAUGGGUUUGUGUGGACUCCUGCAACCUUUCGAUGGUGUCCACUACUUGGUUGAAAAUGACUGCUACCAACCUAACAUCUUCCUCUGUCAGAACUUGUAUGCUUAAAAUGUCUAGUGGUAAUGGAGAGAAGAGGAUAUUA
Messenger RNA from Cherax quadricarinatus, 399 nucleotides. NCBI's taxonomy places the organism in Eukaryota, Metazoa, Arthropoda, Malacostraca, Decapoda, Parastacidae. The record is from RefSeq and is a predicted model, not a curated record.